Molecule: messenger RNA, 1412 nt
Organism: Hipposideros armiger (great roundleaf bat)
Lineage: Eukaryota; Metazoa; Chordata; Mammalia; Chiroptera; Hipposideridae
Product: TFIIH basal transcription factor complex helicase XPD subunit-like
Exons: 6
Coding region: 1056-1412 (118 amino acids)
Biological process (GO): positive regulation of mitotic recombination; transcription by RNA polymerase II
Cellular component (GO): nucleus
Molecular function (GO): damaged DNA binding; DNA helicase activity
Source: RefSeq, a predicted model, not a curated record
AAGUGAAAUUGAAUAUGUGAAUUCAUUCAUCUAGUCAAUAAACAGGCCAGGCAGGAACCAAGAAAGACCACUUCCCUGACCUCUGGGACUUAUAUUCUAGAGGGGAAGACAGGUAGUGAAGGCGCAAACAAACAAGAUAAUUCCAGAAAGUGAUAGUUUUCAUGAGAAACACAUUGGUUGUCAUGUUGGAGCAGACCUGCAGUGGCCAGGGUGGCCAGGGAAGAGGCCUUUCUGAGGAGUUGACAUUUGAGCAGAGUCCCAAAUCACCAAAGGGAGCCAGCCACCUUGGGAAGCUUUCCAGGCAGUAGGGCCAGCAAGUGCAAAGGCCCUGGGGUAGAGUGAGCCUGGUGGUUUUUGAAAGUUAGGCAGGAGGCAUGUGAGCAAGAGAAAAUGGGUUGGAAUGGCAGGUUUCCUCAGAUGAUCCUGGACCCCAGGAAGGGUGUGAGGAGCUGUGGGGAGGCUUCUGACCAAGACAGGGCUGUGACCUGACUCAGGAUUUUACAAGCUCCCUCUGGCUGCUGUGAAGGGAGCAUGGAUAGGCACUGGGAGUACAGUGAGGAGGGAACUACAGUGCCAGGCAGAGGUGGUGGCAGCUGGACAGGGGAGGGAGUGGGGGAAGUGGUCAGAUUGCAGAUAGGCUUUGAAGGUAGAGCUGACAGCCUCCUGAUGGUUUAGACAGAAAGGCAGUGGGAGAAAGAUUGAGGCUUUGGCCCAAGUGGCAGGGCGGGCCCUUAUGGCCCUGGGAGAGACUGAGAAAUGAACCUUUGGUGCUUUCUGCUCAGGAUCCUCGAUGAACAUCUGCACAGGUGUGGGUCCUGGGGAGAAGCUAACAGGUUGGGGUGAAUUUUGGACUCAGAUGCCUGGGUUUUAGGCUUGCGCUGCUGGUUACUGGUCCCUUUCACUAUGGGGGUGGAGACUGGGGAAUAGCUGAAUGAGUACGGUUACUACUGGCACCCUGGGAAUCUCACCGGCCCCCUGUAGGUUUCACCAUCAUCAUCGAGCCCUUUGAUGACAGGACCCCGACCAUUGCCAACCCUAUCCUGCACUUCAGCUGCAUGGAUGCCUCUCUGGCUAUCAAACCUGUGUUCGAGCGCUUCCAGUCUGUCAUUAUCACAUCUGGGACGCUGUCACCGCUGGACAUCUAUCCCAAGAUCCUGGACUUCCACCCUGUCACCAUGGCAACCUUCACCAUGACGCUGGCCCGGGUCUGCCUGUGCCCCAUGAUCAUUGGCCGAGGCAACGACCAGGUGGCCAUCAGCUCCAAAUUUGAGACCCGGGAAGAUAUUGCGGUUAUCCGCAACUAUGGAAACCUCCUGCUGGAGAUGUCUGCGGUGGUCCCCGAUGGCAUCGUGGCCUUCUUCACCAGCUACCAGUACAUGGAGAGCACNCGGCAGCCCAGCUCCAGCUUCUAG